UCCUUUUGUUUUGGUACAGAAAUUUUAAGACGUCAUUUAAUGUUUUGUAAACAAUUCGCAAGUGGCUAGGAAAAUCGAAAUAGAGUUGAAAGCAAAAAAUAUAAAACGCGAGUUGCAGGUGGCGAUUUCAUAUAUGUAUAUGAUGCGAAUUACAAUUUUAAUUUAAAUAUCGGAAUCACAGAAAUAAAAUGCUAUCAAGGUAUUUAAAUGUGUUAGGGACUAUCGCUAUUUCAUUACGUUGUAAUGUUGUUUUUCCAUAUGGAGGUAUGCUAAGAAGAGACAUUCGCUAGUCCACAUAGUGAAAUACAAAUGUACAUACAUAAUAAACUAAAGUUCCUUUACAAUGGUGAAACGUCAUAACAUGUUUUCAUUUAAAAGUUAUGAUUAUUAAUGGCAAAAUAUAUAAUCUAACCGGCCAUAAAUACUAUUUUCAUAUCGCGCAAAUUUUUUUCAAAGUGCUUACAAAAUAGAUAUUUAAAAAAAAAAAAACUAUGAGUUACGACGAUGUUAACAUUAGCAACAAAGCAGUAACGAAUAAAACAGAGUAUAUAAAGAAAAAGAGGUGAAGCUCUAAAUAGAGCAACGGGAAAAGUUGUUUGUCAACUUGUGGCGUCCCCCAUUUUCAUCAAUAAAAGUGUCACUAGGUUGGUUCAUUGUAUCAAUAAUAAUUUAUAAAGAUCUUUGAAUUGAAUAAAACAUAAUAGUGCAAAUACAAUGUCCACUGUGACUCGUAGUGCAAGUGCGAGCCCAUCUGUUGGUCAUUCUAAUAAUCAACAAAAUCAGCAUAACCCAACGGAGAGACAAAAUUUUCCCCAUUCAGUAGUUGAUCCUAGUAAUUUUCCCCUUAAAUCUAUAACCGAUGUUGUGAAUUUUUUUCGGCGAUCACUUGAAGCGGGUUCCUCGAUAAGUGGAAGUGAACCCGAUUUAACAUUGCUCUCAAUUGUUGCCGGUUAUAUCGAGCUUUCAUUAACUACAGGCGACGCUGCAUUAGCUGCGGAACAUGCAUUAUCAAAUGCCGCUUCGAAUACCACUAUAUCUUCACCUCCACUCCUUGCAGCUGUUGUUGGCAGUCCUUUAUCGUCAGCACAAAACUGUGGCAUUAUAAAAAGCAACAGUGUGCCUUUUCCAGUUGUAACAUACGAGCUUGUCUCGGGUUUAUAUAAGAAAUUUCAAAGCAUACUCUCUGUUGUUGAAAAACCUAAAUCAGCUCAAAAUCGUCAAGCAACACGUGAAAUUAUCAAAAAAGUGUCUGAUGUAAUAUGGCACUCAUUAAUAAGAAGCAGUUAUAAAGAUCGAGCUCAUUUACAAAACUUAUAUAGUUAUUUGUCGGGCAAUAAGUUGGAUUGUUUUGGUGUAGCGCUAGCUGUUGUCGCUGGUUGUCAAUUGUUAGGGUAUCGUGACGUACAUCUGGCUAUAUCUGAAGAUCAUGCUUGGGUUGUAUUUGGCUCUAAGCAAAUUGAAUGUAUCGAAGUGACGUGGCAUGGCAAAGGAAGUGAAGAUAAACGCGGACAGGACAUAACAGCUGGCAUAGAGUCUGGUUCGUGGUUAUAUCUCAGUGGAUUGGCAGUUGUAUGUGAUAGAGCUAUGGAAGUUGCUGCUGUUGUAUCAGCUAUAAAUAUAUCAAUGACAACUAAUAGCGAUUGCGUUGAAGUGGCAGAUAUGCAACAAAAACUACUUUGGCUAUUGUAUGAUAUGGGUCAUUUAACAAAGUACCCCAUGGCAUUGGGAACACUUGGUGAGUUAGAAGAAAUCUCUCCCUCGCCUAAACGCAUAUCUUGUGAACAACUUUAUAAGGAGGCAAUACAGUCAGCACGCAAAUUCUACCACAAUCAUCACGUUUACCCUUACACUUAUCAGGGAAAUUUUUAUAAUCGACUUUUAAAAUAUCGUGAAGCGUUUGCUUCGUGGGCUAAUGCGGCGGAUGUCAUACGCCUAUAUACAUACAGUUGUCGCGAUGAUGAGGAAAUAUAUAAAGAACUUUUGGAUAUUGCAAAUGAGAUGAUCCCACAUGUUAUGAAGACAGAAAGUUCGGGUCAUUCUGCUAGAAGCAUUCUACGCGAUUCUGAAGUAUUUGCAAAUUUAUUGCGAUUCUAUGACGGGAUUUGUCAGUGGGAGGAAGAUAGUUUAACACCAAUACUACACAUUGGCUGGGCUAAACCAUUAGUAAACAAUAUAACAAAAUUCGAUUAUGACAUAAGAUCACAAGUAGUAAUUAAAGUCCCCGAAGAUGAAGAAAUUGCAUCUACAAAAAAAUCAACUGAAGCAACAACUUCCUCAUUAAAGGAGGAUACAACACAUAAUGAGGUGCCGAAAGUGGAAAAGAAACAUGUAAUUGUGGAUGUAAAGAAAGAUGAAACAAAUAACUGUAAUAUUAAUAAUAAUAAUUUCAAGAAGGAAGAGAAGUCUUCGGCGGAUGUGAAAAAAACCGACAUCACCGCCACAUUAGCAGAUCUAACUGCCGCGUGUGGUGAGAAAAUUUUGAAUCCAGAUUUUUUAUUACAGGGAGGAGGAGAGCCAUUCGCUGAACAAAAGAAACACUUGGAACAGCGACAGAAUGUCUGUAAAAAUGAGUCAACAAAUGGCUUGAAAAAUGUUCCGAAUAAAGAUACUGUUGUCACAAAUGUCGUCCAAAUGGAAAUAUCAAAUACCAAUGCUAAGUUGUUGCAAGAAAAUGAAAAAGAAUCAUGCGCAGAGAUAAAAACACACUCACCUACCGAUGAGGAUCCCUUCGAGUUUAUGAUGAAACGUCCGGUAAUUACACUUUAUAGUCAGAAAAUGAAGGGUCUGAAAGACCUGUUGUUGGCCGAAAAAUUAAACACUCAUGCAAUUUCGCUGCAAGUUACCGCCCAAUCUGUGGCGAGCAAAAAGAUACGCGGAAUUGAUAAGCUCGGUAAUCACACGACAACUUCAACGUACGCCACAGCUCAUGUACCAGGCAAUAAUUUGCAAUCACUUCAUACAAAUUAUAAUGCAGUUUUAAGCGAUAGCAAUACCAAUUCAAAUGAUAAUGGUAGCACUGCUACAACAAUUGCUGCUUCGCGCCCUAAACGCUCCCGGCGCGAGUAAAUAUUUUGGCAGAGGUAAGCACACUAAAAUAAUGCUGUAAGGAAGCUUCUUCUUCUAUAUAUGUGUAUAUAGAUACUGGCUAUGAUAGGGUUUUAUAAAUAUUAUACCUAUUUUCUAUACUUUUAAUAUUCAUAACAUUACCACAUGAUCGAAUCGUGCUGACGCAAAAACUUUUCCAAUUCUAUAUAAUAUAUACAAUAUUAUACAUAUGUAUGUAUAUAAUCAGAUAUGAAAAUCAUAUAGCAUUUAUUCGUUGCACACUUUCGUUGAUUAUAGUCGAAUAUUUGUUAUUAAAUUUGUCAUCAAGUUUUGAAUUGCUCCGGCUUGAGUUUCGAUUUUAUUUAAUGAUUCAAUUAGUGUUAGAUCUUCUGCGCAUUUAAACUUCUUUCUAAAAUGUUUUUGGAUUUUGAACUCUUUAUCACUGAUCAUUUGAGAUGCUCAAAUAGGCCGAUCACGGAUUUCGGAAGGGCGGGUUUUGGACUAAUACUAUUAUUUUUCUGGAAUAUUUUCUUCUUUAGAGAUGAAUAAUACAGGAAAAUAGUUUGAAUAAGGUUGCCACUAACAAUAGCAACCCCCAAAACGUUCGUUUUUGACUUAAAAAAGAAUCAAAAGUUAUCUUAGGAAUACGAAGUACAAAAUUAUAAAUUUGAACGAAGCUGAAAUCCUUUAGGAUUAUUUUAAAAACCCUCGUGUAUCAAAUUGAA
This is a messenger RNA of Bactrocera neohumeralis, 3770 nucleotides long. It is a transcript of the gene Mnn1, whose product is annotated as menin. Gene Ontology annotation, cellular component: chromatin; nucleus; histone methyltransferase complex. The transcript is spliced from 6 exons. The coding region runs from base 715 to 3066 and encodes 783 amino acids. Gene Ontology annotation, molecular function: transcription cis-regulatory region binding; Y-form DNA binding; chromatin binding. Lineage: Eukaryota; Metazoa; Arthropoda; Insecta; Diptera; Tephritidae. The record is from RefSeq and is a predicted model, not a curated record. Gene Ontology annotation, biological process: regulation of transcription by RNA polymerase II; negative regulation of cell population proliferation; negative regulation of cell cycle.